Molecule: messenger RNA, 860 nt
Organism: Pantherophis guttatus
Lineage: Eukaryota; Metazoa; Chordata; Lepidosauria; Squamata; Colubridae
Gene: MRPS11
Product: mitochondrial ribosomal protein S11
Biological process (GO): translation
Cellular component (GO): ribosome
Molecular function (GO): structural constituent of ribosome
Source: RefSeq, a predicted model, not a curated record
CCGCCCCUUUCCCCAUUGGAACCUUCGGAGUCCCGGACAGCAGAGCGGAAAAAAAAAAAAAAAAAACUAUGCUGGCUGCGCUGGCGAUCGCCCGGCGGGGGCUCUUGGGGGGCGGCUCGGGCUGCUCCAGCAUCACUUUUUCUCGGACUAUACAGUCAGGCAUCCAGAGAUUUCAAGCGUUACUGGAAAACCCGGAUCUAGCAACAGACAAAGAGCUAGAUUCCACACAGUCAAAGAGCUUCAGCUAUUUCCCUCCAGUGCUGGGAGAAGAAAGCAGCUUGCGGUGGGACGGAAAGAAGUUUGAAGAAAUCCCAAUAGUUCAUAUCAAAGCUACCUACAAUAACACUCACAUCCAGGUUUUCACAGCUGAGAAAGUCCCUCUGGUCCUACUAACCUGUGGCUACAUGGGGUUCAAGAAUGCGAAGAAAUCGACAGCUCUUGCAGCGCAGACAACUGGGAUUGCAGCAGGAAACAAAGCAGCGAAAAAGGGCGUGCACCACGUACGAGUUGUGGUGAAAGGCCUGGGACCUGGGCGGCUGGCAGCCAUCCAAGGCUUAACCUUAGGGGGGCUGGAGGUGAUCUCCAUCACGGACAAUACGCCGGUACCGCACAAUGGUUGCCGUCCUCGGAAAGCACGAAGGCUGUGAGAGGAGCGGAGCAGGAGAAAGAGAAGAGGUCGCGCCUGGAUCUCAAAUAAGUUGAUGCAGCCACCUUCAGGCAGAUGUUCAUCUUCCUGCAACUUUCAGAGCAGAGACAGGCUUGGGGUUUGCCCGCAGGAAGGCAGCCCAGAGACUAUGUUUAUAAAGUGUGACUAUUAAAAAAAACAUUGCCUCUAUCUCAGAGGGGCCCUUUGAAUUACA